Messenger RNA from Cajanus cajan (pigeon pea), 826 nucleotides. NCBI's taxonomy places the organism in Eukaryota, Viridiplantae, Streptophyta, Magnoliopsida, Fabales, Fabaceae. The record is from RefSeq and is a predicted model, not a curated record.
AUGGGUGCAUACAGGUCACCAGAUACCUCAAAGGUGAGGAUGAAGAUGGUGUAUGCAAGUUCCAAGGAUAGAUUCAAGAGAGAGUUGGAUGGCAUUCAAGUUGAUAUGCAAGCAACUGAUCCAAUCAUCAAAGCUACUGAAAGAAUGGUGACACUGAUAAUUCCUGCUGAUGAGUGUCGUUAUGCGGUCUAUGAUUUUGAUUUCACAACUGAUGAGAACUGCCAAAAAAGCAAGAUCUUCUUCAUUGCAUGGUCACCAGAUACCUCAAAGGUGAGGAUGAAGAUGGUGUAUGCAAGUUCCAAGGAUAGAUUCAAGAGAGAGUUGGAUGGCAUUCAAGUUGAUAUGCAAGCAACUGAUCCAAGUGAGAUGAGCUUGGACCUUGUGAAAGCCCGAGCCAUCUAAUAUGCCCUCCUUUUAUUGUUAUGGAUCAAUUCCCAACUAUUUGGCAACUUUUGGAGCCAUGUUUCUUUGCCUAGUAUACCUUGGAUUCAACAAUGACUAAUCCAAAAUGAUAUGCAUAUGCAUCAUUCAUUCUUCCUUGUACUCCUCCAUCCUUGUUCAGUUUCCUUGAAGGGUUCAAGAUUAGUAGCAUCGGUUGGUUCUCUACCAAGUUGCCAAUCUGACCACUUGGUUGGUUUUUGUGCAGUCAUCAAAGCUACUGAAAGAAUGGUGACACUGAUGUAUGUCUGAUGUCUUUGUUUUUCUAUUCUUGUUAAUUAAUGUCUCAUUCCAUUUUUUAUAUCACUUGUUGGGAAGUUUAUGGUAUAGAAAUGAUUUAUAUAUGAAACCAAUACAUAUUAAUAAAUGUACGAUCGGAUUCACAACA